This is a messenger RNA of Carica papaya (papaya), 1081 nucleotides long. It is a transcript of the gene SOUL-1, whose product is annotated as SOUL heme-binding family protein. The record is from RefSeq and is a predicted model, not a curated record. Lineage: Eukaryota; Viridiplantae; Streptophyta; Magnoliopsida; Brassicales; Caricaceae.
AUAAAUAACAUCCAUAAAUCAGUCUUCAUCUUCCGACCAUAAAACCUCCUGCCCAAGCAAAACGGCAAGAAAACUCCAUUAUCACUAGAAACUUCUAGAUGCAAUUCCUCCAUAAAUCCCCCCCUUCCUUGAACGUGCUCUGCAUAUGCACUGCACCACCAUUACGAGGCUAAGCAACCUUAAACCACCCAAUCACAGAUUCUUCAACAUGGGCAUGAUUUUUGGGAAAAUCAGCGUUGAAACACCCCACUACGAACUUAUACAAUCCACACCCGAUUAUGAAAUCCGCAAAUACUCACCUUCCGUCGUAGCAGAGAUCACAUACCAUCCAUCAAAUUUCAAUGGCAACAAAGAUGGUGGGUUCUCGGUGUUGGCAAACUAUAUAGGCGCCUUGGGGAAUCCACAGAACGCCAAGCCCGAGAAGAUUGCCAUGACAGCACCUGUCAUAACACAAUCUUCCACCAGCGAGAAGAUUGCCAUGACUGCGCCUGUGGUGACAAAAGGCGGUGGAGGGGGGGAGAACAAGGCAGUGACAAUGCAAUUUUUACUGCCUGCCAAGUACCAGAAAGCAGAGGAGGCGCCAAAGCCACUGGAUGAACGAGUGGUGAUAAGGGAGGAAGGGGAGAGGAAGUAUGGAGUGGUGAGGUUUGCAGGAGUGGCAACAGAGGAUGUGGUGAAUGAGAAAGUUAACAAGCUGAGGAAGAGCCUGGAGAAAGAUGGGUAUAAGGUGAUUGGGGAAUUCUUAUUGGCCAGAUAUAAUCCCCCUUGGACUUUGCCAACAUUGAGAACUAAUGAGGUUAUGAUUCCAGUUGAAUGACGCCGUGUAAAAGCAUAUAUAUAUAUAUAUAUAUAUAUAUAUAUAUAGCUAAGUAAAAUUAGAGAAAUUAUCUACUGGAAAUAAAUGUUUUAAAGUCAUAACAAGCAUGAAUCUCCAAACUUUUUUUUUCCUGCCUUAAAACCCAAUAGUAGAUACUUACAACCCCGGACUAUAAAGAAGUUCUCUUCUAGAUCAAAAUGAGAAGUUAUCAAUGUUCUCAAAAGCCAUGGACAUCCCUUAACCUGUUCAUUAUCAGCCAGAAAA